AUGACAUCGAGGUCCAGUUUGACCAGGGGGUUUGGAGCAGAGAAGCAAUGAAGGUGGUGGCGUUGGUGAGUGGCGGCAAGGACAGCUGCUUCGCGAUGAUGCGAUGCGUAGAUUACGGGCAUGAGGUCGUUGCCCUUGCUAAUCUUUUGCCACUUGAUGAUUCCGUGGACGAGCUCGAUAGCUACAUGUAUCAAACUGUUGGACAUCAAAUAUUGGUUAGUUAUGCAGAAUGUAUGGGGUUGCCAUUGUUUCGUAGAAGGAUACAUGGAUCUAUGAGGCAUCAGCAUCUUAAUUACAAAACUACUUCUGGAGAUGAAGUUGAAGAUUUGUUUAUUCUACUAAGUGAAAUUAAAAAGAAGAUUCCCUCUAUCACAGCAGUUUCUUCGGGUGCAAUUGCAUCUGAUUACCAGAGACUGCGGGUGGAGAGUGUCUGUUGCCGGUUAGGUCUUGUCUCUUUGGCUUAUUUAUGGAAACAAGAUCAAACUUUACUCCUUGAGGAAAUGAUUAGAAGGGACAUUAUAGCCAUCACUGUCAAGGUUGCAGCUAUGGGGCUUGACCCUGCAAAGCAUUUGGGAAAAGAACUUGCAAAACUAGCACCCCAUCUACUCCAGGUGAAAGAGUUAUAUGGUAUAAAUGUAUGUGGUGAAGGAGGAGAAUACGAAACAUUAACACUUGAUUGCCCUCUAUUCUCAAAUGCGAGGAUUUUUCUUGACAAGUUUGAGGUGAUUCUGCAUUCACCAGAUCACAUUGCACCAGUUGGCAUUCUUCAUCCUUUGACUUUCCAUCUCCAACAUAAAGAUGAGCUUUCAAGUUCCAAUACUAGUAUUGCUAGUUUGACCAAAGCGGGUUAUGUAUGUGAAGUACAAGGAGAAUCUAAAUCAGAUGAUACAGUUGAAUCUCUAUCCACCUCUUUGCAAUAUGAUAUUCCUGCAAAUAAGAAUCUAAGAUUAAGCAUUUCUAGAAGCAACAAGGACAUGUUUUCCAUCAGUUGCUGGGUUCAGAAUCAUUCCAACACUUCAGAAGGCCUACAGGAAGAUCUUACUGCUGUUCUCUUCAAAAUCGAGUCGAGACUCAAGGAUGAUGGUUUUGAUUGGCUGAAUGUCUUAUACAUUCACCUCUAUAUUUCAGAUAUGAAGAACUUUGCAUUGGCUAAUGAUGUGUACGUAAAGUUUAUUACAGAGAAGAAGUGCUUCUUGGGAGUGCCAUCUCGGAGUACAAUCGAAUUGCCUUUGCUGCAAGUUGGCUUAGGGAAAGCGUUUGUCGAAGUUUUACUGGCCAGUGAUCAUGACAAAAAAGUUCUACAUGUACAGAGUAUCUCGUGCUGGGCACCUAGCUGUAUCGGUCCAUACAGCCAGGCAACUCUGCAUAGAGAAGUUCUCUAUAUGGCAGGGCAACUGGGACUGGAUCCACCCACGAUGGGACUUUGUUCAGGCGGGCCAGCUAUCGAAACUGAGCAAGCACUAAUGAACAGUGAGGCUGUGGCCAAUUCCUUCAAUGCCUCCCUCACUUCGUCAUCUAUCUUUUUGGUGGUCUAUUGUGCUGCCUCUCUCACUUUCCGUGAGAGAACUCUAAUUCAGCACAAAAUGGAAUCUUUCUUGGAGAAUCAUAACUCGCAACAUUCUAAAAGGAUGCACAAUCCAGUUUUCUUGUACAUUCUUGCUCCGGCUCUUCCCAAAGGAGCUGUUGUGGAGGUAAAGCCCAUUCUACACGUUCUCACAAAUAUAGAUGAUGAAGCUGAAAACAGUUCACUACAACCAACUGGAAAAACUGCAACAUGUGAUUUUCAUUUUGUCGAAUGUUGCAGUUCUUGUUAUCAGAUUUACUCAGUUAGCGGAAAGAUCUGUACAGCCUUGGUUUCUGUCACAAAAGAGUUGGCAGCCAAGAUCUGCUUCACAGAUAAAUCAGAACUUAGCCCUCUCAGUCAGAUGAGAAUAAUCAUUAAAUUUUGUAUUUUUUCGAUCAAUAAGAUCCUUGUCGACCACUGUUUCUUCUGGGACAACUUGAUGUAUUUGAAGUUCUACUACACUACAAGUAAUUCGCUGACAGCAGAAACUUUGAAUCUCGUAUUUUCAGAGGUUUUUGCUGAAUUUGCAGAGGCAAACAAAAGCCUCAAGAUGGACCAUCAUCAGACUUUCAGUCUUAUUCCAGUUUUGAGCUCAGGACGAUCAGCAUCUAUGGAAGACAUUAUUAGUUGUGAGCUAUUUGCUUCAAAACUAUGAGAUACUGAAAAUGGCCAGACGGUCGGUUAAGCAACUGCUUUCGAAUGUAUUAUUGGAUAACUCGAAAUGUAUUUAUUUUAUUUAAUUUUUUCAACGAUUGAAAAUGAUCAAACUUGCACAAAAGUAUCAAGGUCGAAUUGGAAGUAUAAGCUUCUAAGGAUUUCCGAUCA
Messenger RNA from Zingiber officinale, 2389 nucleotides. Its product is annotated as diphthine--ammonia ligase-like. The transcript has 12 exons. The record is from RefSeq and is a predicted model, not a curated record. Gene Ontology annotation, molecular function: diphthine-ammonia ligase activity. Gene Ontology annotation, biological process: protein histidyl modification to diphthamide. Bases 48 to 2219 code for a protein of 723 amino acids. NCBI's taxonomy places the organism in Eukaryota, Viridiplantae, Streptophyta, Magnoliopsida, Zingiberales, Zingiberaceae.